Molecule: messenger RNA, 820 nt
Organism: Mizuhopecten yessoensis (Yesso scallop)
Lineage: Eukaryota; Metazoa; Mollusca; Bivalvia; Pectinida; Pectinidae
Product: surfeit locus protein 1-like
Exons: 6
Coding region: 65-601 (178 amino acids)
Biological process (GO): mitochondrial respiratory chain complex IV assembly
Cellular component (GO): mitochondrion; membrane
Source: RefSeq, a predicted model, not a curated record
GGAACUGACAGAUACAGACACGGAGUAUACACCUGUGAGAGUCCUAGGAGAAUUUGACCACCAGAUGGAGCGAUAUAUCUACCCACGUCCCAACGUCCAGGACAUAAAAAGUUCUGAGGUGAAGGGCAUGGGGGUCACACCGAGUCGAGGUGGAAUGCUGGUUGUUACACCGUUUAAUCUCAAAGACAGAAAAGAAAGAAUACUCAUCAACAGGGGAUGGAUUUCAAAGACGAAAGUAGACCAAAGAACGAGGUCAGAAGGACAGGUUACGGGUGAUGUGGAAUUGGUUGGCGUAGUACGACACACAGAACCAAAAAAUGCUUUCACCAACAAUCAAGGUAUGGACGACCCGAAGAUUUUAUUUACACGAGAUGUAGAGGCUCUGGCAGACACUUUGAAGACAUCACCUGUCUAUUUAGACGCUGACUCUAAUAGUACCAUAAAAGGGGGCCCAAUUGGGGGUCAGACAAUCAUCACACUCCGAAAUGAACAUUUGCAAUAUAUUCUAACCUGGUACGGGGUUUGUAUCCUGAGUCUCAUCUUGUAUGCUCGACGCUUCAGAAAACCACCUUCAUUGCAAACACAGAUUCGUCAAAAAUGAACGUGCCAGGAUUAUCAUAUCAGUUAAUGAACAAUUGUAGCGUUUUACAAGUACUUCAAAACAAACAUUCUCACAUCAGUUAAGGAACUACACCGUUUUUAGAUUUAUAUCCGUGAUUGUGAUUCAGACAGGGACUUGAAUUCGUGCAAUGAACAAGUACAUAGGUAUAUAUCCUGUUUAAAUGUAUUAUAUGUUUUAAUAAUAAACAUUUGCAAUAUA